Oncorhynchus keta (chum salmon) is the source of this 1284-nucleotide messenger RNA. RefSeq names its product NTPase KAP family P-loop domain-containing protein 1-like. Lineage: Eukaryota; Metazoa; Chordata; Actinopteri; Salmoniformes; Salmonidae. The coding region runs from base 4 to 1122 and encodes 372 amino acids. The transcript has 7 exons. The record is from RefSeq and is a predicted model, not a curated record.
UUCAUGGAGGUGUUUGAGCAGAGGAGGAUCCGCGUGGUUCUGGAGAUCACUAACCUGGACCGAUGUGCUCCUAAGAAGAUCGUUGGUGUCCUGGAUGCUAUCAGUAUACUGCUCUCUGAUGAGGAGUCCCCCUUUAUCUCUCUGCUGGCAGUCAACCCUGAGGUCCUGGUUCAACAGGUGAACUAUGCAGACGGGUGCUUCAGUAAAGAAGACAGAGCCUAUGCCUUCCUGAACCGCAUCGUGACCCUGGCCUUCACCAUACCGCCGCUCUGCCACACCUCCAAGCGCAAGGUGUUCUACAAUAUCGUUAGCGGCCAAUCAGAGAUCACGGAAGAAGCCAAGGGUCAUGGGUCAAAGGGGAUCGAGCUGAGAGAGCUGGACCUGGGCAGCCCGAAGUCAUCCCUCUCCUGGAUCGAGAGCAGCCCCCAAACAAAGGAGACGUCAACUAUUCUGACGGAGGCCAGUAUUCCUUUGAUAGACAACAACCACAUCAAGGAGGCGCACGUGGCGUUUGCACUGAGUGAGGACGAGGCGGACAAGGCGAUAGAAUCAGCGCUGGAGAGCAUCCUGUCCAGUAACAGAGGGAACCUCCACCACUACAUCUCUGAUGACACCAUGUCCAUGAGACGGGUCAUCAACUCCAUCAGGGUCACCGUGGUGCUCAUGGAGGCUCUGAAGACUGAGCUGCCUCCGCCAGAGAACAUCGCUGCCUGGGUCGUUCUUGCCAACCAUUGGCCCUGUCGUCUCAGCUGGAUCCUACAGUGUCUGGAGGACGAGCAGCAGAGAGCAGAGAUCGAUGACGCCGUCGGGACGGCGACAGUCGUCGACGAGUCCAAGGCUUUGUGGGAGGUGUUCAGCGACUCGAGGAUGGAGCUUCACAUGAUGAGGGAGGAGAUCGAAGACCUGCUGGAGCAGGACGGAGAUCCAGAGAUGUUUGAGAUGUUCCUCAAGGUGCAUUUCCAGUUCAGGGUGAGGGACGCGGAGAGGUUCAAGCUGACCACGGUUAACCUGGAUCAUUCUAUCAGGAGGGAGCUGGCCCGGAUCAGAGGGACCACCGGACUGAAGAAUUCUGGGUGGGGAGGAACCUGGCUCCUCUCAACAUCAGGACUGUUAUCAACAUGACCUCUGAGGACGUCUGCAAAGCGCUGGCGAGGAUGAACCUCCCUAAGAAGUACGCAGACAUCGUCCGUAGCAAUGACCUCACCGGCCAGGCGCUGGUCUUCGGUGAUCCCGACGACCUCAAACAGCUGCUCCAGAUGACCUUCGGGGAGUGGACGACCUUCA